AUGCGAAGGGUGCUUGCGGCUGCUCAGGUUCUGAUACUAUCCCAAGGCACCCGAAGCUUCCACCUGCCGUUGCCCCCAGCAAGAUCUCCUGGCAUCACCACCACCACCACCACCACCAGCGGACGAGCAGUCAAUCCUGCUCGGUCUCGCAAUGACCAGGAGCAUCAGCAACGCUGCAGCAGCGCUCUUCGCCAAGAUGACCAACCCGCUAACGACAACGAGCAGCGUACAUCCGACGGCGGAAGCGGCGGCGGCGUGACCCGGAGGGAGUUUUUCAAUACCCUAGGAUCGGCCGGCGCUGCUGCCGCCGCGUGGGCUGCGGUCGCGGGGUCUAGCUCGGCGGCGGCCGGCAGCGGCGACCGGAAGGCUGCCGGGGAGGCGUCGAGGGCUCGGGUGUACGGGGAGGUCGACAAGAGCCCGAACGACCCGAGGAGCUACCGCGCGAUAUCUCUUGCCAGCGGAAUGAAGGUGCUGCUUAUCUCAGACCCGAACACAAAGACGUCGGCGGCCGCCAUGGACGUGCACGUGGGACACUUCUCCGAUCCAGAUGACCUUCCCGGCCUGGCUCACUUCUGCGAGCACCUCCUGUUCCUGGGAACCGACAAGUACCCGGAUGAAUCCAGUUACGCCACGUACCUCAGCUCGCAUGGAGGAACUAGCAACGCCUACACGGACACGGAAGACACGGUGUACUUCUUCGACGUGAGCUCGGACUACCUCAAGGGGGCUCUCGACCGUUUCGCGCAGUUCUUCAUCGCGCCGCAGUUUACCGAGGCGGCAACCGGGCGGGAGCUGAACGCCAUCGAAGCCGAGAACGCGAAGAACCAAAUAUCAGAUGCUUUCCGAGGGUACCAGCUGGAAAAACUCAGGGCCAACCGGUUGCACCCGUACUCCAAGUUCGGCACGGGCAACAAGAAGACGCUGCUCGACGUACCGUCCUCCCAGGGAAAGAGCGCCAGGCAGGCGUUGUUCCGAUUCUUCGACAUGUACUACUCGGCCAACCAGAUGACGCUCGCCGUUCUCGGGAAGGAGUCCCUGUCGCAGCUGCAAAGCACCGUGGACGGCAUGUUUGGCCCGGUGCCCAACCGCGGCAGCGGACGAAGGCCGUCCGAGAAGUGGAUCGGGAAAGUGAAACCGUUCUUGGGUAACCAACCGUUGCAGGCCUACAACAUCGUCCCCGUGCAGGAGUUGCGGUCGGUGGCCAUCGCGUGGCCCCUGUCCUUCGAGACGCCGGAGGAGAGGCAAGCUGUCCUUGUCGCCAAGCCCUUCACCUACAUCGGCUCUCUCCUGGGCCACGAGGGUCCAGGGUCACUCCUGUCCUACCUCAAGGCGAAGAACUGGGCCAACGCUCUCGGGGCGGCCGCGUCUACCUUCACGGACGACUUCGCCAUAUAUGAGAUCGAGGUCGACCUGACGCCGGAGGGCCUGUCGAACCGUUUCAAGGUUCUGACGGCGCUGUUCAGCUACGUGGACCUCAUCCGGAAGAAGGGGGUGCCGUCGUACUUAGCCUCAGAGCUGAAGGAUCUGUCCGACCUUGGAUGGCGUUUUCAGGACAAGCGGGAGCCCGGGAGCCUGGUCCCGUCGCUGGCGGCGAACCUGCAGGAGUACCCCCCGGAGGCUGCCAUCAGGUACAUGAAGGGGGUUGUUCGCUGGUUCAAUCUGUCCCCUCUUCCCGAGAACAUGCGGCCGGAGAAGAAGCUCGUCAGGUUCCCGCUCACUCCCGCGGGCAGCGGCAGCCUGAUAAGGAGGCGAGAGCAGAACAACGAGAACGACAACUCCGCCUCGCAGCUGCUGUUCCAGGUGUCGGAUCGGUCCAUCGAGAACCGCGUGCUGGCGCAGCUGCUCAUGUCCAUCAUGGAGGACCCCUACUACGACUCCCUCAGGACGAAGCAGCAGCUGGGCUACCUUGUCUUCUCAGGCGUCAAGAUCGUGGAGGGGGUCAGCCUCGUGUAUCUGCUUGUGCAGUCGGCCGAGCGGGGACCCGCGUACCUGACGGACCGGUCCCUUGAGUUCUUGGACCAGUGGAGGCAGGAGCUCGUCGACCUUCCCGCCAGCAAGCUCAAGGACUACGUGGGGGGCCUGAUAGACAGGAAGCUAGAGCCCGACCGACGCCUGUCCUCCGAAGCGGAGCGGAACUGGGCCGAGAUGUCGACCGGUCAGCUCAGGUUCGACCGAAGGCGAGAGGAAGCCAAGGCACUGGAGCAGAUCCGGGCGGGAGACUUGUUGCGCUUCUUUGACCGGCAUCUCCGUGAGGGGGGGCAGGAGCGGCGCUUGCUGACGUCAGAAGUCUUCGCCAAAAGCCGGGCCAGGGAGAUGGAAGCCCCGGCGAGAGGGGCGACGCUGGUGACCAACGAGAAGAAGUGGAGGGGACAGCAGGAAAAGUUCCCGGUCCGGAAACGCCUCACCCGUGUGGAGUGA
Ectocarpus siliculosus is the source of this 2418-nucleotide messenger RNA. Lineage: Eukaryota; Phaeophyceae; Ectocarpales; Ectocarpaceae. The record is from the annotation of a GenBank genome assembly.